AUGUUUGAUGAGCCAACAGCCGAAGGUAAGAAGACCGACGAUAGCGAGAAGGAGAUCAAGAAAGCCGAAGACGCCAGGCCAGAAGAAGACGCUAAGCCAGAAGCCAAGCCAGCUGCUGAGGAAGAGAAGAAGGAAGAGGAAGGAAGCCAAGUUAGAAAAGCCAAAGGAAUAAGAGAAGGAGGAAUCCAACUUGCCGAAGCUACGCCAGCAGAUAUCAACCCCUCCCCACCUCCCCCCCCCCUCCCCCCCCAUCUUAAUCAUAUUGUAAUUUCUAGUUUUGCAAAUGUGGUUUUGUUUACAGACCAAAAGUCAUAUCUUUUUAUGACGGUCAUUUACAGUGCAGUUCACUCUGAACCAGCACUGGUUUGCUCCGCCUUGCUUCGUUAUCACUUCGACGUGCCUCUAGGCUCCGCCCGUGUUUAUGCCGAAGACUUUUUAAGCCCGUGA
Molecule: messenger RNA, 447 nt
Organism: Bursaphelenchus okinawaensis
Lineage: Eukaryota; Metazoa; Nematoda; Chromadorea; Rhabditida; Aphelenchoididae
Source: the annotation of a GenBank genome assembly